Messenger RNA from Ictalurus punctatus (channel catfish), 2670 nucleotides. RefSeq names its product ERBB receptor feedback inhibitor 1. Gene Ontology annotation, cellular component: extrinsic component of cytoplasmic side of plasma membrane. Lineage: Eukaryota; Metazoa; Chordata; Actinopteri; Siluriformes; Ictaluridae. Bases 287 to 1357 code for a protein of 356 amino acids. The record is from RefSeq and is a predicted model, not a curated record. The transcript has 4 exons. Gene Ontology annotation, biological process: regulation of keratinocyte differentiation; negative regulation of epidermal growth factor receptor signaling pathway.
UUUCAGUUGAUUUGUAGAGCCCUGAAUCUUCUCGGGUUUACUUUCCGCGAGAUUUUAUUCGGUGUACGUGGUAAUAAUAUCAAAGUUGGACAUACUCAAAACAGCCGGCUCGCUAAACUGUAAAAAGCGGGAUUUCAGAGAGACACACAACGGAAGAAGUCAUUAAACUAGCACUGAAUCAAAUGGUAUCUUGGUUUGCAUGGAACAUGGAGGCUGAUGGAUUAUGAAUUCUCCAUGACUGACAUAAUGUGAAAUCUCUUCCGUUUUUUCUUUCUUUCACCAAAGUAUGGCUUCAUCCCAACCAUACUGGGACCAAUAUGAUGAUAUUAACAGCAUGUACUUUUCUUUUGGAGCUGACUACACAGUGAAAACACAUCAGCAAGGCUUGACCUCUGUGGGAUUUGAAAGGAAGAUGUUUGGCUCCCACAACUCUAGGCACCACUGUCAGUCUUUAAAGCCUGUUGAUCCCGCACAGCUCCUCCUCUCCUCCAUGCACAGCUCACCUGAAGGAGACCAGGUCGUUCCGUCCUUCAAGAAACUCUCUGUCUAUGAACAAGCGCGCCCAUAUUCUCCCAAGAGAAGCUCUAAACCUCUUCCUCCUCUCCCGGACAUGGGGGAUAUGUCUUCUGAUGAAGCAGCAGACAGCGAAGUGGAGUUCUUCUCCAGCACCAGCGAGAGCCAGCUACUGAUACCAGAAUGUGCCUCUAAAACAUCAGCCUUCCAAUACAGAGCGCAGAAUAGGCGAAGUUUCCGCGGUUGCGGUCAGAUCAACUAUGCGUACUGUGAUGCUAUGCAGGAUAAUAUGAUUGGACAGAAGUGUGAGAGGGAACAAGUGGUGCUUCGAGAAAAGGACAGCCUUAUACAAGAAAAGCCCCAGCGCAGAUUGCGCCGCUCUAACUCAGGACCUGCGGCGUCUUUUAAACCUACUAACCUUCGAAAUACCCAUGCACAGGAGAAGCCUGAGGUCCCUCCCCGUGCUCCCAUUCCAUCCCAUCCUCAAAAGAGUGCCGACCAUCAAGGCAUUGAAGAGCCUCCCGAAAUCCCACCCAGGCGGCCAAUGUACUACAUGGCCCCACGCAGUCCUAGUCCUAAAAGCCUUCCCAUUUACGUCAAUGGAGUGAUGCCUCCUACACAAAGCUUCGCCCCCAAUCCCAAGUACGUGAGUAAAACCCAGGGCAAGCCAAAGUGUGAAGGAUUGCCUACUUCACAUGCACCAUGUAUACUGCCCAUCAUGGAAGACGGAAAGAAGGCCAGUGCUACACAUUACUUCCUUCUUCCACAGAGGCCAGGAUACUUGGACAGAUUUGGAAGAUUUUUCAAGGAGUCUGAUUCCGAAGCUGUGCAAAGUGGAUGUUGAGUAGAAGCAGGUUGUUAGGCUAACUACAACUGUACUUACUUGCAGUAUUCAGGUGCUUAUAGAUAUAUUCAUUCCUACGCAGUACCACCUCAACUUGAACCCAGAGUACUGAAAUGUGGCCAGGUCAUAAAUGCUGGACAUAGUGGAGCUGUUGUGUUAAAAAAAAAAAAAAAAAAAAAAAUUUUGAUCAUGCAGCGUCAUUAUGAUUUACAUUUUAUGUUUAUUUUAUUUCGCCUGCUUCCAGUAUUCCUUUUUUUUAAAAAACAAAACAAACAACAUCUUUCGUUCUUUGAUGGUUUACAUGUACCACUGAUUAGUAUAAGCUGGUCUUAUACUAUAAGUUGGAGAAGGACUGGAUUCCAGCACAUUCUGGUUAUUUUUCUUGCUCAUAGAUAUGUAAUUCACCAGUUAAUUACUAGCUUCAGUAGUGUUCGAGCAGAGAAAUUACCAAACUGCCUUGGAGUGGAGUUGAGCAGCCCUGAUCAUAUCCCUGUCAUAUCAUUAACACAGAGCAUUAAGAGUAUUUUAAGUGCCAUUUUAAUCAUUCUGCACUGCAUGUGUUAUAUCCCCAGUUGUUUGUGUUGCUGAUAAUUCAUCUAGUAUUUGCACUCAUCAACUGAUAACUCAUGUUCUACAGUAUGUUCAGUGGGACCUUAUUUUUACAUUUUAAAUUGUUUAAGGAAAUGUAAAACCAGUUUAUUAAUGAAAUGACUCAACUUAUUACUAAACAGAAUGCCUCUGAAAUAUUGAGCUAAUUUUUGGAUUAAUGUCCUUUUAACAGAAAGCUUGUUUAGUUGCUUACUAUUACAGUUAGAAGUUCUGAUUAUGCUAAAAGAAACAACUAUAAAAUAUCUGAAUCAUUACCUUUUAUUUGUUUGUGCAGCUAAGCAAUUAUGGUUAAACUCUUAAAGUGUGACUGUUUGAGCCAAAUGAGAAAAGGUCAAUGUUCCGUAUUACCCUGACACAACCUGUACUUUAACACGUACAUGUCAUGUAUUUAUCCACCCAUCUACUGUUGCUUUUUUCUUAGUUAAUUCUCAAGUGAUUAAGUCGGUCAUGUGGCACCACAUCUGUUUACAUGAUUUUUAUUUUUUUUGGAAUCUGUCCGUUUUGGCCAUCUUCCUCAUAACAGAAGAUGAAAAUGUAUUUAUCCAUGGCUUAUUUAUUCACAUAUGAAGGCUCGUGAUUGUUAACUGUUAUUGCUGUUGUUGCACUGUAUUGCACUUGUCUUUACGUGCAGUAUUUGUAGUUUUUCACAUUACAUCUCUGAUCUAUUUAAAGAAAUAAAGUGACUUAUUUAUCAGUAAAUGAGA